Haliotis rubra (blacklip abalone) is the source of this 638-nucleotide messenger RNA. RefSeq lists its product as uncharacterized. Lineage: Eukaryota; Metazoa; Mollusca; Gastropoda; Lepetellida; Haliotidae. The record is from RefSeq and is a predicted model, not a curated record. The transcript has 6 exons. The coding region runs from base 93 to 584 and encodes 163 amino acids.
GCCUCCCCAUGGGGCGGAGCUAUAGCACAUACUGAACAGUCAGAGACAGAUCUGGCCACAUCUCGAGUCGUUAUCCAGCACAUUCAGACAGAAUGCUUGCCCUUCGUCUUGCCGUGUUCGCCAUCUUCUUCUGUGGGACCUGUGGUUUUGCCAGGAGCCUUAUUAAUCCUUUCCUUAUCCGCUGCAACCCUCCCGAGGAGCUGUUGGGGAAAUUCUGUGCUGCUACGAUGGACAACGAUGUCAACGCUGACGGCAGAGUGGACGGCAGUGACAUCGGCAAAGAUCUUCUGAAUUACAACUACGACGAUGACCUUUGUGUCAGUAAACAAUGGGAGUUCGUGACCAGGUUCUCGUGUCGGUACGGCUACUCCGAAGAGUACGGCAGAUACAUGGCCACAUCUUUUGGCGGCAGCCAAGGCGGAUUUGCUUCAUUCAAUAUUAGCGAUUCCGACUUCCUAAUGAUGCAGUACACUCGUUUCAAGAACACCUACUGCGGUGACCCUAAGAACAGGGUGAGUCCUGUGGACAAACGCCAGUGUGACGAGGUGGACAAAAUGAUGCCAGCGGACAUCAAGUGUGCAUAAGCAGAAUCUGCAUUCACCUGUGAUGUAGAAACAUCAAUAAAACUGUUGGUAAUA